Messenger RNA from Rosa chinensis, 414 nucleotides. Its product is annotated as E3 ubiquitin-protein ligase SIS3-like. Gene Ontology annotation, cellular component: cytoplasm. Gene Ontology annotation, molecular function: ubiquitin protein ligase activity. Gene Ontology annotation, biological process: protein ubiquitination. The record is from RefSeq and is a predicted model, not a curated record. The transcript has a single exon. Bases 1 to 414 code for a protein of 137 amino acids. Lineage: Eukaryota; Viridiplantae; Streptophyta; Magnoliopsida; Rosales; Rosaceae.
AUGGAAGCCAUGUAUUCAGAUGCCCCCAAGCUUAUUCCUGCAACUGAAUCAUCCCUCAAGGGUUUGGAGAAAGUGAGACUUGAUAGUUUGGAAGAUGCUGUUAAACAGAUGCCGUGUAGUAUUUGCAUGGGGGGCCUUGAUCACUAUGAUGCUGCAGAAGAAGGGGCUGAUCAUCCUCAUAUGAUUGCUCGCUUGCCCUGCGCACAUACAUUUCAUGCAGAUUGCAUUGUCCAGUGGCUCAAGACGAAUUACAGGUGUCCCUUGUGCCGAUCCCCAAUUGUGGAAGCGGGCGAGCCAUCAAAGCCCCCAUUGAGGCUGCAUUGGUCUAUAUAUGCUCAUGAUGUCUGUGGUUGGUGUGCUGACUGCUACCGUCAUUUCCAGAUUAUUGAACCGAAGCAAAUGAUGAAAAUAUAA